Populus nigra (black poplar) is the source of this 1893-nucleotide messenger RNA. Its product is annotated as probable inositol transporter 2. Gene Ontology annotation, molecular function: myo-inositol:proton symporter activity. Gene Ontology annotation, biological process: transmembrane transport. The record is from RefSeq and is a predicted model, not a curated record. Gene Ontology annotation, cellular component: membrane. The transcript is spliced from 7 exons. NCBI's taxonomy places the organism in Eukaryota, Viridiplantae, Streptophyta, Magnoliopsida, Malpighiales, Salicaceae.
AUGGGAGAAGCCAUUGCAUUAUAUAGGGAGAGAACAAGAUUUACAACAAUAGAGGAGGAAUCAUCCCCUCUUUGGCAACUCUCAACCUCACUCUAUUUCUCUCUUUUCAGUGCUGCAAUGGCAGCUACUGCUGGCUGCCUUGGCAACCCACUCUCUCCUACAUUUCUCACAUCUUUGCAUAAAAAUACUAAUUUUGCUUUUAGAGACUGCUUCUCUUCAGCGUGGAAGAACCCAUAGGUUCUCCGCCUUGCUUUCUCUGCUGGGAUUGGUGGCCUUCUCUUUGGAUAUGACACCGGAGUUAUAUCCGGUGCUCUACUUUACAUUAGAGAUGACUUCAGGUCUGUUGACAGGGAGUCUCUGUUACACGAGAGCAUUCUGAGUAUGGCAGUUGCCGGAGCAAUCAUAGGAGCAGCAAUUGGUGGAUGGGCGAAUGACCGAUAUGGGAGGAGAAGUGCAAUCCUCAUAGCAGAUUUCCUAUUCUUCACUGGAGCUGUUAUCAUGGCUUCUGCUCCUGGCCCAGCUCUUCUCAUCAUUGGUAGAGUUUUUGUUGGACUCGGUGUUGGAAUGGCAUCUAUGACUGCCCCUCUCUACAUUUAGGAGGCUUCUCCUGAAAAAAUCCGAGGUGCCCUUGUCAGUACCAAUGGAUUUCUCAUUACUGGCGGCCAGUUCCCCUCUUAUCUCAUCAACUUGGCCUUUACCAAGGCACCAGGAACGUGGCGGUGGAUGCUUGGGAUUGCAGGAGUUCCAGCUCUGCUGCAGUUCAGCCUAAUGCUUCUUCUUCCAGAGUCCCCCCGCUGGCUAUUUCACAAGGGAAGAGAAGAAGAAGCCAAAGCCAUCCUCAGGAAAAUAUAUCCAGCUGAUGACGUUGAAACAGAAAUCCAGGAUCUAAAGGAAUCAAUUGACAAAGAAAUUCUGGAAGAAGGGGGUUCUGAGAAGAUCAAUCUCAUCAAACUAUUGCAAACCAAAACAGUGAGAAGAGGACUCAUUGCGGGCGUUGGCUUUCAGGUUUUCCAGCAGUUUGUGGGCAUUAAUACAGUCAUGUAUUACAGUCCUGCCAUAGUUCAGUUGGCUGGUUUUACUUCUAACCAAACUGCACUCCUCCUCUCACUUGUCACUACUGGGUUCAAUGCCUUAGGCUCUAUUGUGAGCAUAUACUUCAUUGACAGGACAGGAAGGAAGAAACUCCUAAUCAUCAGUUUGUUUGGUGUCGUAAUCUCUCUUGGACUUCUAUCAGGAAUUUUCCGUGAGACUACAACUCACUCACCGAUCGUUAUAGCAACUGAAUCAAGCUUUGCUGCCUACACCUGCCAAGAUUACAGUUCAGUCACAAAUGCUGCUGGUUGGGACUACAUGAAGUGUUUGAAGGCUUCACAUCCAGAUUGUGGGUUCUGUUCUUCAGCUUCUGAUAAGCUACUGCCAGGAUCAUGUUUGAUCUCAAAUAGCACAGUGAAGGAUCUUUGCCAUAAGAGCCAUAGGGAAUGGUACACAAGAGGAUGUCCAAGCAAAUACGGAUGGGUUGCACUAAUUGGCCUGACACUCUACAUCAUUUUCUUCUCUCCAGGAAUGGGUACUGUCCCAUGGAUUGUCAAUUCUGAGAUCUACCCUUUGAGGUUUAGACGGGUCUGUGGAGGAAUAGCUGCCACUGCAAACUGGAUCUCAAACCUCAUCGUUGCCCAGUCCUUCCUGUCCUUAACACAAGCAAUUGGGACAUCCUGGACAGUCCUAAUUUUCGGGAUCAUUUCUGUUGUGGCUUUGAUCUUCGUCCUAAUCUAUGUGCCAGAAACAAAGGGGCUUCCAAUCGAGGAAGUUGAGAAGAUGUUGGAGCUUAGAACCCAGCACUACAAGUUCUGGGAGAAGAGUUCUGGCCCAUUAGACAAGAGCCAAGAAAUGUGA